Messenger RNA from [Torrubiella] hemipterigena, 4188 nucleotides. The record is from the annotation of a GenBank genome assembly. Lineage: Eukaryota; Fungi; Ascomycota; Sordariomycetes; Hypocreales; Clavicipitaceae.
CAAAACCAGUCGCCCAAUUCAGCUCGCCGACAACACUUUCUGUUGUCAUUAGCUGGUAGUUUACAUAUAUAAGAACAUAGGCCGCAACAAAUAUUCUGCUUACAGAAAUCCUAUAGCGAUACAUUAAAGUCGGAAUAUACUGCCCGCGCAGCUUCAUACCGCCCUGCCUUGUGUCGUCUCUUAUAGCUUCCAACACAGACCAGCAACGAUGAGCAAUCUCACUCUACGACGCGUCUCUAAUCUGACGCGAGACCAAGUUCUACAUUGCGACUUUUCCUUCAAAACAAAUAUUCAAGUAGCGAAACCAUAUAGCCAACUCGAGCUUGAUCAACCUAUAGCUACAGCGCCUCUGCCGGAGCUGACGAAGGACUUUGGUUUUGACGCUCAGGACGCUUCUGACGCGGAUGGCUUGCAAAAAGUUAUUGUCGUGUUGGAGAGCGACAGUAAAGUAUGGGCGUACGCCAUUGCUACGAAAGGCUGGAAUAACAUGGUCCAUCUGGAGUAUAUUGCCUUGGAUAGAACCGUCCGUGGACAUGGAAACGCCAUCCUACUACUUGAGGCAGUUGCAGACUGGGCCAAAGAGGUAGGAUAUACUUCUAUACGUACAGAGUGUCAGUCAAACAAUGUAGCAGCCUGUCGCUUAUAUAAAAAGGCUGGUUUUGUGUUUGGCGGCUAUGAUAAACACUUAUACAAAGCCAUCCCAGAGACCCGGGCCGAGACUGCCAUUUUCAUGUACAAAUUUUUAAACAAGACGAAAUAGUUUUGAUAUAUUUAUAUAGGAUAUUAAUUCUCUUUGUAGAUAGUUACUGUAUAUUUAAUUCUCUUUUUUGUCGUUAUACUGUUAUACCGUCCAGCAGACAACUUGGCCAGGCAAAUGUUCGUUGCCGCAGCCUGAUUGGCCACCAGCUGUCCCAGACGUAGGCACUUCCCCUUGCCAGCUGCCAAAACAAGGACGCGGAUGCCUAACUUGCCGCCGACAUCAACAACUUUGUCUGGAAGAAAAACAACGAGGAGGCCAGUACCCCUUAGCUGUGGCGCCUUACGACAAUCCCAAAUAAACUAUAACUGUGGCACAUCUUUCCUUCUAGCACUGCGGCUUACCACGCUUCAUCAGCAACAACCCGUCACGCUUCCUGAUCAGCGUGCUCUGAUUGGCAACGCUGUGACUGCCCUUCGCUCUAUGUUUUCUCAAUAUAUACAGCAAUAGCCGCCUGAUUGAAAAAUGGCUAGCCCAACAAUUUGGAGACCGUUGCCUCUGCUGGCGUCUAACGAAGUUCUCCCGUUGCUAGUCUCCUUCUCCAAAGGAUCGUCAGAAUAUACGAUUCAAGUGACAGAUCUCGCCAAUGUCUGGGUCGAAAGUCUGGAUCGGAAAUCCAUUUGCAUUAGAGCGUGGAACCAGGACACCAGCAUUGAUCCCAGUGAUACGGCGGAGAACAUGUCAACCUUUCUCAAGAGCCUGCACUCGGCCGUGGACUCAUCCGUGCCUGGUCAUGAGGGUACUUCAGUCCAGCUAGCCCGCGCCUCAUCAAACGAAGCUGGCGGCAAGAGACUGACUUUGACAGUUGAAUGCAAGUUGCCAGGUUUCCCAGAUCUGAAAUGGCCAUUCCAUUUGAAGCAAGAAGAGCCAGAUGCCAUAGCUCGUUUGCUCGUUAUCCCCCUCAUUCAGGCUCAACAGGCACGCCAACACGAGGCAGCAUCCCUGAUACAACUGCUCAAUCAGAAAGAUUCCGUUAUUUCGAAACUUGCUGAUAAGCUGGAAGCAACAGGGACGGGCUUGGACCAAGUGUUUACAGCUCUGGCUGCUCGCAAAUCCAUCUCACGACAAGCAGCUGAGGACAAAAUCAAGGGCCUUGGCCCAUUCAAAGAGAGCAAGUGGAAGACUGAUUUGAACAAUGAGUUGCAAGAGCAACAAUCCCUAUCUGAUGUCACAAAUUCCGUGUUUGGUGGGCAUACGCUCCUGUUCACAGACUCUAUGACGUGUGACACCACACAGUCCCUUAGUUCCUGGUGGCAGAACUUCGAACCAGCAACGUCACUAGCUGUGCGAAAGAAACCAGACAACUCAAAGCCAGUGACAGGGACACCAUCGCCAGCUCCGCAGAUUAGCAAGGCUGGCGACUCGGACGACGAAUUUCAAGUCCAGUCUACUCCUCCUCACCUCAAGUCGCGCACCGAUAUCAAUGUUAGUAGUCCGCCGCCCAAACUUGAAUCGCCACCUCCAGUCCUCAACAGCCCGCCGGUGGUGGAAAAGAAACCUGUUAAUCGACUUUGUGCCAUUGGCGGAGCAAAACGGGCCGCAGAUCCCAUUCCUCUACCACAAUCCUCCAAUGAAAUGUCCACUACUCUUGGUGCAGAAGAGGAUACGGCUUCAGAAACAGCCAGCGAAGCUGAUGAAACAGCAUCUCUGCCCGACGAGCCGGCACAAUCUCGACUUCUACCAUCUCCAAAACCUAUACCAAGGAAGUCAGGUGGGUUGGGUCGUAUUGGAGGCGUCUCAAAACCAAAAGAAACCGAAGUCGUAGCACCAUCGGUGGAUGUCGCAUCGUCAACUGCUCCUGCCCCGCGUCGCAUUGGUACAAUUGGCGGAGUGGUAACCAACACUGCGGAUGGAGAUACACAACUGCGAGGACGUCCUGCUGUAUCACGGACGGACCACAAUGAUGAAGCUAUUGCAAAUGCUGAAACCCCGAGGGAAACAUCUCAAGAACGCGCGGACAAGAAACGUGAACAGCUCAAGCGGGAUCUAGAGAAACAGGCCGCCGCAGGACCGAGCAAAAAGAAGCGCCGCUUUUAAAAUCACGGCAUGACCUUAUACCAAAAACACGCCACUGAAUAUAGGACAAUUGUGAUAGAACACAUGAUGAAUUGGGUACACAAUUAUCUCAGGAUGCUAGGUAUGAACCCAUUAUGUGUAAUAUAACUAGUGAAUGUAUAUAACAAACGAACAUAUCACAAAACAGACGUUACCUAGCUCAACAACAUAGCUCCCUUUGCGAUUAUACUCGAUCACAACUUCGGACAACGUCAACUUAGUGCAACAAUCACUCAACCAUUGAAACAGGCCCCAUGGGUCUACAGUCGACCCUUUUGGGUUCUUCGCAGCGGAUCAAUGCUGCCGCGUUAUGGUCCUACUUCUGGGGACGUGAGGCACGGUCGUACGACAUACUCAGAACCAAAAGGUCAGGGUCCUCCAAGCUAUGACAAAUGCAGUGUGAGGGGGGUGGGAAUACUGCCAUUAUGCACCUCUUGUCUUAGGAUCUCCGGGGGUGAAUGUCUUGGUUGGUUGUGGCAGAGUGCAUCGCCAAAGGUUAAACCACGUCUGGGAAGGCGAACCUCGGGGCAAUACACGGCAACACGCCGCAUUGUGUUGCUAGAGCAUCGGCAAGAGGCUUCUGGUUGUGGCCCGCGUUGGAUAAUACUUUAUCGGCACCUCAGUGAUCUGAAGACAAAAAGUUGUUCUCUUACAUGUGACAAAUUUUGGGUUUCGCAACACACCAGCACACCUUGCGCCAACUGCAGCAGUAAAAGACGUGCGUUUAGCGACAGGAUUUUUUGGUUCUAGAUUCAUAGCCUGGGAUCGGUCGAGCAUGUCAGCACCGUAAGGAGCAUACUUGGUUGUGACGCUGCAUGGAAAACUUUUUUCCAUAUCUAUCCAAAGCCACUGAUAACGACGGUGGUGCCGCUCUUGGCUUCAUCUGAUUUGACACCGAGCGUGAUUACUCACCGUAUAAAUUCGGAAUAAUUAGGCGGAGAUUAGGCCAAAGGCACGGCUGAAUGAUCCUCUGCAGAAGUGCUUCUCACCGGCUGCAAGUUCUAAACAUUCUUUGAAACAUUUUCAGGGACAAGAUAGACUUGAACAUUGUUUGGUGUUCACCUGCAAGAGCGGCUGUUUGCGCGGACUUUGGACGGAACAAUGACCCUGACUGUACAUGACAGUAUCAGAUCAAAACAAAUGGCAUUGGCUGGCAUGUUCCGAGCCGUUCUAAAUGAUCCUUUGGUUUACAUCUCAGACUGGUUCGUGCGGUGGCGUCUGUAUGUCUAGGUAAGCCGCCUCGAGAUCCGGCGUAAGUUAUCCCGCCUGUCAAGUUGAGCCGCGUCUCAGAGCACUGACCUAUUCUGGCAUUAGCGUUCGAAGGAUCACGCCCUACGUACAAAAUUUCCGUAUUUGUUCAAAAAAAAAUCAAGAAA